CGCAGAACGACAUGAAUUUCAGCUGACUGGAGUGAUGGUGGCACAGCAAGAGCGGAGCCUCAGCACAUACGGGCAUCGCGUUCUCCACGGCACCGAUAAGUUAUCGAUGUAUGGCCGGCUCUUAAGGUUUUACGUUAUUCAGCAGUGAUGAGAUAUUCGUCGCUGUAUCAUGUCAACCCGCCCACAAGACAGGAAAGAUGUAAACACGUGAAGGGCGCCAAUCGGAGGGGGAAGGUACAAGAUAGAAGGCUCUCACACUGGGAGUAUUCAUGGCACUUGUCCAAAUGCUCUUCCCUUCUAUGGCUGCGACCCUCGUUAGCGAAGUUAUAUCGAUCCAAUCGAUCAUGAUCGUGCAUAGAUUUAACGGACAGAACAAUGUUGUAGCCAUGUCUAAGGGUAUAGAGCGCCUAAGAUGGAGGUACCCUGGCAGUUUCGGAGACAGUAACUUUGCAUUGAAGAGAAAGAUCCGAGUUCACGACGUGACUUCAUUAAACCUGAGAAAGAAGCAACUCUCAUGAGAAAACUUGGCCUUCAGAGGCGCUGGGUUCUGGGUUUGUCAACACGGCUUUAGUCGUAGCUUCGCUCUUGAGUGUGAGAGUACCAUCACGAUUUUGAAUGAAACAGAAAAACAGCCUCCCUUUAUAGCAAG
Messenger RNA from Guyanagaster necrorhizus, 649 nucleotides. RefSeq lists its product as uncharacterized. The transcript has a single exon. The record is from RefSeq and is a predicted model, not a curated record. NCBI's taxonomy places the organism in Eukaryota, Fungi, Basidiomycota, Agaricomycetes, Agaricales, Physalacriaceae. The coding region runs from base 270 to 518 and encodes 82 amino acids.